GCAAACACUUUCAUUUUCAUAUUCCUCGUAUCCAUGAAGACUGUUGCUGUACAUUUGAUCAACCACACUCAGAGAAAAUCUCACAGCCUUGGAGAAGGACAUAAGAGACCAGGCAGGAAGCCAGUCCAUCCACCAUAAACAGCAAAAGCAGACAGAGAACCCCAAUGGACUCAGCCCUAAAGGUCCACAUGCCAGAGCCCCUGUGUCUCAUUGAGAAUGUGAAAGGACUACUGAGGCCUAAUCAGAAGGCCCUGGAGAUCCUGUCAGCCAUCACACAGCCGGUGGUGGUGGUGGCCAUCGUGGGUCUCUACCGCACAGGCAAAUCCUACCUGAUGAACAAGCUGGCUGGGAAGAACACAGGCUUCUCUCUGGGCUCCACAGUGCAGGCUCACACCAAAGGAAUCUGGAUGUGGUGUGUGCCUCAUCCCCACAAGAAAGACCACACACUUGUGCUGCUUGACACUGAGGGCCUGGGUGAUGUUGAGAAAGGAGACAACCAGAAUGACUGCUGGAUAUUUGCCCUGGCUAUACUUCUGAGCAGCACCUUCGUGUACAACAGCAUGGGAGCCAUCAACCAGCAGGCCAUGGACCAGCUGCACUACGUGACAGAGCUGACAGAUCGAAUCAGAGCAAGGACCUCACCUGACCAGGAAGAUGAGAUGGAGGACUCAGCAGAGUUUGUGAGCUUCUUCCCUGACUUCGUGUGGAGCCUGAGAGACAUGACCUUGAAGAUGGAAGUAGAUGGAGUCCAUGUCACAGCAGAUGAGUACCUGGAGAAUUCACUGAAGCUCAAAGAAGGUACCUGCAAAGAAGUUGAAAAAUACAACUUGCCCCGACUCUGUAUUCGGAAGUUCUUUCCAAAGAAGAAGUGUUUUGCCUUCUACCCACCCACCGAGUGGAAAAAGCUCUCCCAGCUGGAGACACUGCAAGAAAAUGAGAUCGAUUCUGAUUUUCUGAAGCAAGUAACAGAAUUCUGUCUGUACAUCUUUAACCAUUGCAAAGCCAAAACUCUUCCAGGAGGCAUCCCUGUCAAUGGCCCACGACUAGAAAGUCUAGUGCUGACCUAUGUUGAAGCUAUCUGCAGUGGAGACCUGCCCUGCAUGGAGAAUGCAGUCCUGGCAUUGGCAACAAUAGAGAACUCAGCUGCAGUGCAAAAGGCCAUUACCCACUAUGACCAGCAGAUGAGCCAGAGGGUGCAGCUGCCCACGGAGACCCUCCAGGAGCUACUGGAUCAGCACAGGACCUGUGAGAGAGAGGCCAUAGAAAUCUUCCUCAGGACUGCCUUUAAAGAUGAAGACCACUCAUUUCAAAAGGAAUUGGGGUCUCAGCUAGAAGAAAGAUGGGAUGACUUUUGUAAACACAAUCUGGAAGCAUCAUCAAACCAUUGUUGGACAUUGCUUCAGGAUAUCUUCAGACCUCUUGAAGAAGGUGUGAGUCAAGGCAUGUAUUCUAAGCCUGGAGGUUACUUCCUCUUUGUUCAGGACACACAAAGACUGAAGAAUAAGUACUACAGAGAACCAAAGAAAGGCAUACAGGCUGAAGAGGUUCUACAGACAUACAUACAAUCCAAGGAGGCUGUUUCUAAUGCAAUUUUACAGACAGAUCAGAGUCUGACCGAAAAGGAAAAGGAGAUUGAAGGUAAGAAAUGA
This is a messenger RNA of Onychomys torridus (southern grasshopper mouse), 1649 nucleotides long. Its product is annotated as guanylate-binding protein 1-like. Gene Ontology annotation, molecular function: GTP binding; GTPase activity. NCBI's taxonomy places the organism in Eukaryota, Metazoa, Chordata, Mammalia, Rodentia, Cricetidae. The transcript has 9 exons. The coding region runs from base 165 to 1649 and encodes 494 amino acids. The record is from RefSeq and is a predicted model, not a curated record.